Messenger RNA from Nematostella vectensis (starlet sea anemone), 4877 nucleotides. RefSeq names its product carbamoyl-phosphate synthase [ammonia], mitochondrial. Gene Ontology annotation, biological process: L-arginine biosynthetic process; L-glutamine metabolic process; 'de novo' pyrimidine nucleobase biosynthetic process. Gene Ontology annotation, molecular function: metal ion binding; carbamoyl-phosphate synthase (glutamine-hydrolyzing) activity; ATP binding. NCBI's taxonomy places the organism in Eukaryota, Metazoa, Cnidaria, Anthozoa, Actiniaria, Edwardsiidae. The record is from RefSeq and is a predicted model, not a curated record. Bases 217 to 4722 code for a protein of 1501 amino acids. The transcript has 40 exons. Gene Ontology annotation, cellular component: carbamoyl-phosphate synthase complex; cytoplasm.
AAACAAUGCAUGUGGUCACACUACUUGACAGCUCUUACGGGUGAUGCAACUUUUCAGUGUUUUAUCAUGCUGGUUUUGUAAAUUAAUGGUAUUUGCAGCAACGGCCAUUAUUACAUCGCUGUCUCUACAAGCAAAGAUGCUUUGUUGAACCUUUUAAAGGUCUUCCUGCUUCGAGGAGUCUCUAAGAUUUUUCCCGUUUGAGGAGGCCUUUCAACCAUGACUCUCUUGCUGCGAGCUUCUUCCUACUUUGGCCGUAGUGCCGUUUGUCGCGGGGUUGGCUUUGCAAGGCAACCGACUUCAGCCUUUUUCCACACGUCAUCUGGAGAUUCGUCUUUCAAGUCUGAAGCAAGAAAGACGUUGAAAGCGUCAUUGAUUCUCGAAGACGGCACCCGUUUAGAGGGGUUUUCGUUUGGCAAGCCGGUGUCCACGUCAGGAGAAGUUGUGUUCAAUACAGGUCUAGUGGGGUACCCCGAGGCGUUGACUGACCCCAGUUACUAUGGUCAAAUUCUCACCCUCACCUACCCCAUCCUGGGGAACUAUGGAGUCCCAGAUACCAAGGCAGUUGAUCAGUAUGGACUUCUAAAGUACGUGGAGUCCUCCAAAGUCCAGGUAUCUGGGCUGCUGGUGCAAGAUUAUUCACACGAGUACAGUCACUGGAACGCCGUCAAGUCACUCUCUGAAUGGCUAACAGAGGAAAACGUUCCUGCCUUGUAUGGAAUCGACACGCGGAUGCUGACGAAGUUCGUAAGGGAGAAGGGCACAGUUCUUGGCAAAAUCCAGUUCGAAAACCAGCCCAUUGAUUUUAUUAACCCCAACCUCCUAAACUUGACCGCAGAAGUGUCUACAAAGGAAGUCAAGGUAUAUGGAAAGGGUAAUGCCUUGAAGAUCAUAGCUGUUGAUUGUGGAAUUAAAGAAAACAUCAUAAGGAACUUGGUUCAGCGUGGCGCAGAAGUGCACGUGGUCCCGUGGAAUUACGACUACAGCCAGGAGGAGUACGACGGCCUGUUUCUCUCUAACGGCCCUGGAGAUCCUGCCACCACGACAGAUGCCAUCAACAACCUCAGAAAGAUUAUCGAUGGUGACCGUAACGAGCCCAUAUUUGGCAUUUGCAUGGGAAACCAACUGGUCAGCCUGGCAGCAGGAGCAAAAACCUUCAAGUUACCACUAGGAAACAGGGGUCACAAUCAACCUGUCAUUAACCGCCUCACUGGACAAGCAUUUAUAACCUCCCAAAAUCAUGGGUAUGCUGUUGACGAGACCACGCUCCCAAGAGACUGGAAGCCAAUCUUUGUAAACGCUAAUGACGGCAGCAACGAGGGUAUAAUGCAUACCAGCAAGCCAAUCGUCACAGCGCAGUUUCACCCAGAACAUUUUGGUGGCCCAACGGACACAGAGUUUUUGUUCGACGCGUUCAUAUCAAUGGUUAGAGAUGGAAAAUCACCUGUAGAAGCCAUGCGACUGCCGAGCAAGCCAACGGAGCGCAAACAACUCAAAAAGGUCUUAGUCCUGGGAUCCGGUGGUCUGUCCAUCGGACAAGCAGGAGAAUUCGAUUACUCCGGAUCACAAGCCAUUAAAGCCCUGAAGGAGGAGAAUAUAGAAACUGUACUAAUGAACCCGAACAUUGCCUCAGUACAGACAAACGAGGUCGGAGAGAAACAGGCCGACACGGUGUAUUUUGUACCAGUUACGUCGGAGUUUAUCGAGGACGUCAUCAAGCGCGAGCGACCAGACGGAGUAUUGUUGUCUAUGGGAGGGCAGACAGCGCUUAACUGCGGUGUUGAUCUUUACGACAAAGGGAUAUUCCAGAAGUACAAUGUUCAGGUACUAGGGACACCUAUUGAAUCUAUCAAGGCGACUGAAGAUCGACAGAUCUUUGCAAACAGACUAAAGGAGAUAAACGAAAAGCUUGCGCCGAGUGUCGCAGUUUACUCUGUUGAGGAAGCGGUGAAAGCAGCAAAAAAGAUAAAGUAUCCUGUCAUGGUCCGGGCUGCCUAUGCGCUUGGGGGACUGGGAUCUGGUCUGUGUGAAAACGAAGCUAAGCUACGAGCCCUUGCCAAAAAGGCCCUGGCCAUCGCACCGCAGAUCCUAAUCGAGAAGUCCUUGCUAGGUUGGAAGGAAGUGGAGUAUGAAGUGGUCCGUGAUGCCGCUAACAACUGCAUUACCGUCUGCAACAUGGAAAACUUUGAUCCACUCGGUGUGCAUACGGGAGACUCGGUGGUAGUGGCACCCAGCCAGACGCUAUCCAACCAAGAGUACCACAUGCUUAGGGAAACGGCCAUCAAGGUAGUUCGACAUUUUGGCAUUGUGGGCGAGUGCAAUAUUCAAUACGCACUUCACCCCACCUCCCUGGAGUACUGCAUCAUCGAGAUUAACGCUCGCCUGUCCCGCAGCUCAGCCCUCGCGUCCAAGGCUACAGGUUACCCUCUUGCAUUCAUUGCUGCCAAACUUGCACUAGGCAUCGAGUUGCCUGAUAUCAAAAACGCUACAACCCAGGUGACCACGGCCUGCUUCGAACCGAGCUUGGACUAUAUAGUAACUAAGAUCCCUCGCUGGGACUUGGACAGGUUCCAAAUGACGCCCAAAGAGAUCGGAAGCUCUAUGAAGAGCGUAGGAGAAGUGAUGGCCAUUGGAAGGACGUUUGAGGAAAGUUUGCAGAAAGCUCUUCGCAUGGUUCAUCCCUCAGUGGACGGCUUUAUCUCUAAGAUCCCUAGCGCUAACCAGGAGGUAAAAUGGGCGAGCAAUCUGGACGAAGCGCUGCGUGUGCCCUCUAACACUCGCAUGUAUUCUAUCGCCAGGGCUCUAGAAAAGGGUUACUCGGUGGAACGUAUUAACGAGUUGACGGCUAUUGAUCCGUGGUUCCUGUGCAAGUUAGAGCGAAUCAUAAAACUCGAAAAGGAUAUCAAGAACACUUCUCCUGAAACCCUCCCGCUGGACACACUGGUGUAUGCCAAGAAGAUGGGGUUCUCUGACCGGCAGAUGGCUAGACUGAUGGCCACAGAUGAACUUAGUAUGAGAAAAAAUAGAAUAGCGAAAGGCGUCACACCAUGGGUCAAACAGAUCGACACGAUGGCAGCUGAGUACCCCGCCUCUACGAACUACUUGUACAUGACGUAUAAUGGCCAGGAACACGAUCUUGUGUUCGACGAACAUGGGAUCAUGGUGUUAGGGUGUGGGCCGUACCACAUUGGCAGCAGCGUCGAGUUCGACUGGUGUGCGGUGUCCUGUAUACGUGCGCUUAGGGAUUUAGGUCAAAACACCGUCGUGGUGAAUAACAACCCCGAAACAGUCAGCACCGAUUACGAUGAGUGCGACAGGCUGUACUUUGAGGAGCUGUCCCUUGAGCGGGUUCUUGACAUCUACCAGACAGAAGGCUGUGAGGGUGCUAUUAUUUCCGUUGGUGGUCAAAUUCCCAACAACCUUGCGCUACCACUGCACAAUAACGGUGUCAAAAUUCUUGGGACGUCACCCCUCUCUAUCGACGCGGCUGAGGAAAGAUCUCGCUUUUCUGAGAUUAUGGACGAGAUUGAGGUUAAUCAGGCUCCAUGGCGCGCACUUUACGCUGUGGAUGACGCCCUGGAUUUCGCCGCGCAUGUUGGCUACCCCUGUCUGCUAAGACCUUCUUUUGUUCUAAGCGGUUCAGCAAUGAACGUUGCCUAUGGUCCCGAGGACCUGAAGCGAUUCUUGAGCGAAGCCGCACGUGUAUCACAGGACCAUCCCGUCGUCAUCACCAAGUUCGUGACCGGAGCCCGCGAGGUCGAGAUGGACGCGGUGGCAAAGCGAGGCCACGUGGUAUGUCACGCAAUCUCUGAGCACGUGGAAAACGCCGGAGUUCACUCGGGGGACGCGACGCUGAUUCUCCCGCCACAGAACAUACGCAGCGACGACAUUGCCAAGAUCAAAGAGGUUACCAGUAAGAUCGCCAAACGAUUCAACAUUUCCGGUCCCUUCAACAUGCAGUUCCUGGUGAAGGAUAAUCGCGUUAUGGUCAUUGAGUGCAACCUUCGCGCCUCCCGAUCAUUCCCAUUCGUCUCUAAAACUAUCGGCAAGGACUUCAUCGAGUGUGCGACCAAGAUCAUGGUGAACCAUCCUCAAGACUUGAAGGCUUUUCCUGACCUCAACACCCCCCUUCAGCCACAGGGAUUCGUCGGUAUCAAGGCCCCGAUGUUCUCAUGGCCGAGACUUCGCGACGCCGACCCGUUGCUCAGAUGUGAGAUGGCAUCCACUGGAGAGGUGGCAUGUUUUGGAAGGACGGUGAACUCAGCGUUCCUGAUGGCACUGCUCUCAACAGGAUUCAAGAUUCCUGAGAAGAACGUUAUGAUCGGAAUUCAGCAAGAUUUUCAGCACGAGUUCCUCCCAACGGCCAACAAACUGCACCGCAUGGGCUACAAGUUGUUUGCCACGGACGCCACCUCGAAGUACCUGAAGGACCAUAAUAUUCCUGCUCAGACCGUGUCGUGGCCACUGCACCCCGAGGGGGAGUACCCUAAUGCGGGGCGUCUGAUCAGCGAGAAGAAGAUCGAUAUGGUUAUCAAUCUACCCAACCAGAACACCAAGUAUGUCAAGGAUAACUACAUCAUCCGCCGAGCAGCCAUUGAUAACGGCAUCCCGCUCAUAACGAAUUUUGAGGUGACCAAACUGUUAGCUCAAGCAUUAUCUGAGAGAUCUACUCUCGAAGCAUCUACGCUGUUCCAUUUUCAGAAGGAGACCCAUCGGGUCUUAUGAAGCCUUGAUCCUCCUUUACAAGCUACGAGAGACAGAUCCGUGUCCUUGUACGAUCGUUACUAUAGUUAAUUAAUACGCCUGAAGUAUGUGCUUAAGGCAACACUGCAAGCACAUUUCUUGAGGGUAGGUUUGAAAUAAAAAAUACAAAAAGCAUA